Messenger RNA from Fusarium vanettenii 77-13-4, 369 nucleotides. RefSeq lists its product as uncharacterized. The coding region runs from base 1 to 369 and encodes 122 amino acids. The record is from RefSeq and is a predicted model, not a curated record. The transcript is spliced from 2 exons. Lineage: Eukaryota; Fungi; Ascomycota; Sordariomycetes; Hypocreales; Nectriaceae.
AUGUGCGUGUCGUCGUUCUCAGUUGUGGGGGUCCACGGUAAGAGACCCGAUAGUGGAGAUGUCGUGAUGUUCUGUAUCGGCGGUGAAGAUGACAGUAUCAAAGACCCCUGCAUUCCUGAUAGGUCCAUAGUCAAUCUUGAGACAGAGGGGAUUUCUGACACUUCAAUGCUCAUCCGCCGAAGAGUUGCACGCCAUAUCCCCUUAUACCGAACACAGAGAGUUGAAAGAGUUACUCAGACAGGGCAAGCUUCUUCUAACACUUCUUCGCCAAGUCUUUCAGAUAUUAUCGGCGAAUGUAGUCGUCAACAUCAGCCGGCAGAUCGGGGCUAUUUGUGGGGCAGCUCCGGAUCGCACUCCCGGUCACCGUGA